This is a messenger RNA of Leopardus geoffroyi (Geoffroy's cat), 1440 nucleotides long. It is a transcript of the gene GHRH, whose product is annotated as growth hormone releasing hormone. Gene Ontology annotation, molecular function: neuropeptide hormone activity; growth hormone-releasing hormone activity; peptide hormone receptor binding. Gene Ontology annotation, biological process: adenylate cyclase-activating G protein-coupled receptor signaling pathway; growth hormone secretion; positive regulation of cell population proliferation. Bases 990 to 1310 code for a protein of 106 amino acids. NCBI's taxonomy places the organism in Eukaryota, Metazoa, Chordata, Mammalia, Carnivora, Felidae. The transcript has 6 exons. The record is from RefSeq and is a predicted model, not a curated record. Gene Ontology annotation, cellular component: perikaryon; extracellular region; terminal bouton.
UGAGGCUCCGAGAAGAAUAAACCCCUCGCCCAGAAUCACACAGUUUGCAAGUGGCAGAGCUGAGUUUCAAAUCUAAAUCCGUGGGCCUCGUGCUUCUCUCUGCUUUAGGCUUUAGGCUUCUCUCUGCUCCUCCCUGAGGCUCUCCCAGCUUUAGCGUGACUUUCCCCUUCUCUCAAUUCUUGGGACAUUUAACCCACGUAACCGUGUGCCUGUCUCCAUCUCCCUGCCUUAGGUAAGUCACUGAGCUUCUCACAUGCCUGCCUCCUGCAGCUCUGAAUACAAGCACAUGCCACUGUCCUCCUAGUGCUCAAGAAAAUGCCAUGCAGGGGGAAAGGCCCAGCCCACUCUCCUAAGAGGAGAAUAGGACCGGGCCUUCAGAGACUGACAAACUCCUAAUCCAGCGAGCUCUGUGUGGGCCUAAUUCAGUGCUUCGUAGGUGUUUGCGGGGUAAAGAAAGGCUGGUUUAAGGACUUCCCCGGGGGACUCUCCAUCACAGCUGGCAGAAAUGGAAUGGGGGUGCCACUUCGGAAAACAGCUUGGCCGCUUCUUAAAAAGCAAACCAUUCACUUACCACAUGACCCAACAGUUCCUCUCCUAGGUAAUCACCCAAGAGCAAUAAAAGCGCACGUUCGUACAAAGUCUUAUACACGAAUGUUCAUAGCAGCGUUUUUCGUAACCGUCCCAAACUGAAAUCUACCUAAAUGUCCAUCACGGUGAAUGGGUCGACAAGCUGUCAGACUUUUGUACAACAGAACGCUACUGAGCAAUAAAGUGGGACAGGCUGCUGAUAUGGAUCCAACACAAAUGAAUCUCAAAAACAGGUGGAUGAGUGAAGGAGACUGACAGCACAGAGAAAAUGAAGGUAUAAAUGAUGGAAGCGUCACGCAGUCACCGAACAAACGCUGAGCCCCAGGUCCAGGCAGCUGGAGCAGCGCCUCAUAGCAGAGGGGACACCUGCCAUAUCGGAGGAGCCACCGGAGGGGUGAAGGAUGCUGCUCUGGGUGUUCUUCCUGGUGAUCCUCACCCUCGACAGUGGCUCCCACUGCUCCCCGCCACCCCUGCCCCUCAGAAUGCCUCGGUAUGCAGAUGCCGUCUUCACCAACAGCUACCGGAAGGUGCUGGGUCAGCUGUCUGCCCGCAAGCUACUGCAGGACAUCAUGAGCAGGCAGCAGGGAGAGAGAAACCAGGAGCAAGGAGCAAAGGUACGGCUUGGCCGUCAGGUGGACAGCGUGUGGGCAGGUCAAAAGCAGAUGGCGUUGGAGAGCAUCCUGGUGGCCCUGCUGCAGAAGCACAGGAAUUCCCAAGGAUGAGGAUUCCACCUGUGUCUCAUGCCACCUGCAGCCAAAACACAACUGCAUCCAGUUAAUCCUAUUUAAUUUCUGACCUACCUUUUUCCUUCACAGAUACAAUAAAAUUCCCCCAUACUGUUCUGCAUCUCAA